Molecule: messenger RNA, 597 nt
Organism: Mesitornis unicolor (brown roatelo)
Lineage: Eukaryota; Metazoa; Chordata; Aves; Mesitornithiformes; Mesitornithidae
Gene: NOL12
Product: nucleolar protein 12
Exons: 6
Coding region: 1-597 (198 amino acids)
Cellular component (GO): nucleolus
Molecular function (GO): RNA binding
Source: RefSeq, a predicted model, not a curated record
AUGAACAAGCAGGGGGACUCACACAGGGAGUACUUGACCGGCUUCCACAAGCGAAAGGUAGAGCGGAGGAGGGCAGCGCUGGAGGAGAUCAAGCAAAAACUGAAGGAGGAGCAGAGGAAGAUGAAGGAGGAGCGACACCAGGAGUACCUGAAGAUGCUGAGCGAGAGGGAGGAGGCGCUCGAUGAAGCUGAUGAACUGGAGCACCUGGUGACGUCACGGACAGAGUCUGUGAACAUCGACCACCCAAACCACAUUGUAACAGUGACCACUAUCAGUGACCUUGAUCUCUCAGGGGCACGCCAGCUGGGACUGACUACCACUGUGGGGAAAAGUGAUGAAUCAGAAGAAGAGAAAGGCAAAGAGGUGAUGAACAAGCCUGUAAGAACGAUGCCCAAGAAGUCCAGAAACCCCUUCCUGUCUGAAAAGAUCUCUUCUCUGACUGCCACGUUGCACAUGCACAGCCGGAAAAAGAGGAAAGGAAAGAAACUCCAACGUGGGCAGGGUCCAUGCAAGAAAAUCCAGAAAUCCAGCACAGGGCGAACUACAAAGACUCAGCGACGGCGGCUGACAGGCAAAAUGGGCCACGACCAAGAUUAG